Messenger RNA from Pestalotiopsis fici W106-1, 849 nucleotides. RefSeq lists its product as uncharacterized. The transcript is spliced from 2 exons. The coding region runs from base 1 to 849 and encodes 282 amino acids. NCBI's taxonomy places the organism in Eukaryota, Fungi, Ascomycota, Sordariomycetes, Amphisphaeriales, Sporocadaceae. Gene Ontology annotation, biological process: potassium ion transport; proton transmembrane transport. Gene Ontology annotation, cellular component: mitochondrial inner membrane. The record is from RefSeq and is a predicted model, not a curated record.
AUGCGCCUCUACCUCCUCCCCAUCUCGACGCGGCGGACUCUGCUCUACUGCCAAAAAUUCAACACGAAUACAGCCGAGGGCAAAACAUAUGUCGACAAGACAACCGCAUGGGCGGCCAAGACCUGGGCCAGCUGGGAAAAGAAGGACAGCGGCUGGCAAAAGACCAUUGUCAACUAUGGCAACCAAGCCUUUCGCCGCAUACCAUAUGAGGAGUGGGGGCUGAAAUCGGUGCCUCCAUUGUCAACGAAACGGCGGGAAGAGGAACUGCUGGGCAAGGACAAGGUCGAGGUUGUCUUUCCUGAUACCGCAAUACCUGCCCCCAAAGCACUCGGAAUUCUGCAGACGCUGGCAACGGAGCGAGCAUCGUUACACAGGCAGAGGUUAAUAUGGUGUAUUGUGGGCAUGCCCAUCAGUGCGCCCUUUGCGUUGGUUCCAGUAAUACCUAACCUGCCCUUCUUCUACCUUGUAUAUCGCGCAUGGUCGCAUUGGCGCGCACUCGCUGGUGGAAAACACAUUCAAUUUCUCUCCGAGAACAAACUACUCUCCCUAUCACCAUCUCCCAUUCUGGACAAGAUAUACCCUACUUUGCUGUCCCAGAAUGGUGUAGCGACCACAUCAUCAACCGGGAAGCCGAAAAUAGAGGAACCAGCAACCCCACAUCAGGCCGAAACCCUAGAAGAAGAGAAAUUGUUGCUGUCGCAGGAGAAUGGACGGCAGCUGGUCGAGGCGCUAGAGAUACCCGAACUCGAGGUUGAGAUUGAACGUGCUAUUUUCCAGGUGGAAACGGCCCUCAACAAAGCAAAGGCCGAAUCCUCGACCGAGGCUAGCAAGACGAAGAAGGACGAAUAA